UGUUCGUUCCUUCUUUUCCCAGCAGACAUCUUGACAGUUGGUCGUGUUAUUAGCACGUGUCCGUCUAUUUCCGAAAAAUAUAGAAGAAAAUGGAUAAACCAGUGGUUCUCUCACGUGUGAUCAGGGUUUUGGGCCGUACCGGAUCACAGGGACAAUGUACCCAAGUUAAAGUUGAGUUCAUCGGAGAACAAAACCGUCAGAUCAUCCGCAACGUAAAGGGACCAGUUCGUGAAGGAGACAUCCUCACCCUCUUGGAAUCCGAACGUGAAGCCAGAAGAUUAAGAUAAUUUCUAUAUUAAAAGAUGCCCAAAUAAAAAAAGCCAAAAUUCGUUGGAAGCAAUGAAGAAGAUCAACUGGCAGAUAUGACUUUUAUAUUUUGUUUAUUAGAAAAAUAAAAACUAAAAUCUGGCUUUCCAACAAUAAACAAA
Messenger RNA from Nicrophorus vespilloides, 428 nucleotides. It is a transcript of the gene RpS28b, whose product is annotated as 40S ribosomal protein S28. Gene Ontology annotation, cellular component: ribosome; cytosolic small ribosomal subunit. Gene Ontology annotation, molecular function: structural constituent of ribosome. NCBI's taxonomy places the organism in Eukaryota, Metazoa, Arthropoda, Insecta, Coleoptera, Silphidae. Bases 90 to 287 code for a protein of 65 amino acids. Gene Ontology annotation, biological process: maturation of SSU-rRNA; translation; ribosomal small subunit assembly. The transcript is spliced from 2 exons. The record is from RefSeq and is a predicted model, not a curated record.